UUAAGAAGACAACUAGGUAACGAGAUAACGAUGACUGAAUUAUCAGCAAUGAUACAAUACGACCAGACGACACCCAAAUCGGAACAAGAAUGGCCCUCGAUGGUCCCACCGACUCUUUUGUUUGUCUUUGGAACAUCGGGAAACAUGUUGGCUUUGGUUAUUCUCUGCUGUUCUACAAAAACACACAAAUGGCGACCGUUCUACCGCUUCGUGUGUGGACUUGCCAUCACAGAUGGAGGCGGGGUGCUACUUUCCCAUCCAAUCGUCAUGGUGCGAUAUGGUUCCUAUUUCGAAUUUACCUAUCCUGAGCGAUUGUGCGACUACAUGGCAUUUAUAUUCAUGUUUACUAUCCUGGCCUCGGCACUUAUUGUCUGUGCCAUGUCUUUUGACCGUUUUAUAGCAAUUCUGUAUCCCCACGUUUAUAACUCCCCGACCAAAAACAGGAAAGCUGUUUUAACUCUGGCAGGAAUUUGGAUUUUCUCUGCCUUUAUGUCCAGCCUCCAUUUGAUGGUCGGUCAGAAAAGCCAGAAUUUUUUCCCGGGUUCUUGGUGUUUUAUGGAUUUUUCAGAUUCUGCCACAUGGAGUAGGAUCCUGGCAAUGUUGUAUUCCCUGACAGGCAUUCUGAUCCUCGCCACCACCGCCGUACUGAACACCGUGGUGAUUGUCCGGGUCUGUUACGAUAGCCAACAGAAGAAGAAAAACAUAACAAAGAAGAAGAAUAUCCACAUCAUUGUCUUCCUCUUCCUAAUCGUGGUCUUGUUUUCUUCCUGUAUUUCAUCACUUUUAAUUAAUAUAUUUGGCCAUGCAGUUGGGACCAUUUCGGGAAAUGGAGAGUUUGAACUUUAUUCGAUUCGUCUUUCCAUUUUGAAUUCAAUCAUUGAUCCUUGGAUCUACAUUUUAUUUCGGAAGGAUACAUUCGAUUUUUUCAAGCGAAGAGUCGUUAGUUUUGGAUUUAUUUCAGUAUCAAGCUCUAGAUCUACCUCUGGCACUCAAACCUCCAAAAAUUAA
Molecule: messenger RNA, 1008 nt
Organism: Saccostrea cuccullata (small rock oyster)
Lineage: Eukaryota; Metazoa; Mollusca; Bivalvia; Ostreida; Ostreidae
Product: prostaglandin E2 receptor EP4 subtype-like
Exons: 2
Coding region: 31-1008 (325 amino acids)
Biological process (GO): adenylate cyclase-activating G protein-coupled receptor signaling pathway; positive regulation of cytosolic calcium ion concentration; inflammatory response
Cellular component (GO): plasma membrane
Molecular function (GO): G protein-coupled receptor activity
Source: RefSeq, a predicted model, not a curated record